Durusdinium trenchii is the source of this 1559-nucleotide messenger RNA. Lineage: Eukaryota; Dinophyceae; Suessiales; Symbiodiniaceae. The record is from the annotation of a GenBank genome assembly.
GUUCAACCGUUCUUUGAAGAGGGGAGUGGGGGGGCCAGGGAAGACUCAUCGAAAGAAGUCCAUUUAAGUGCCCGUCUUGCCGAAUUGUGACGCUGUCAACCCUCCCAGUGAAACGCAAAACCAUCGAAGAAGACAUCAGAAAAACCUCACUUCUCCAGUCUCAAGCAACCUAAGAUUUGCGUUAUUGAUAUUGAACCCUCAUGGUAGAAGAGAGAUUACACAAUCGUUCAAGUCGGAUAGUUGAACACAGCCUUGAAUUGUCAACCACAAGACCCUCCCACACUGGUUGUGGAUAGAUGUAAAUAGGCUUCGGUUAGAACUGUUUAACUCAACUCAACUAUCUCGGCAGGCCAAAAUCCUUGAUCACACAUCUCUCAUAUCCGUUUGUUAGAUUGUGGGCAUCAUUACUGAGGAUUCUUUGCUUCAGCCAAUUUCAGGAAGUGCCUUCAUAAAAGACUCAAUCAUUAUGGCCGUGUCACCGUGUUUGGACCAACGACACGGGGCUCAAGUUGGCAUUUGGUCAACUGGUCAACUUGGAGGUUCUGAGACGGGGUUCCGUGCGGCCACGUCUUGAGAGUCGUGAUGACGGAUCUUCUUGGGCCACUCAAGAACAUCCGUGCAGUUCAACCUGAAGUCGAUGUGCCCUCUGAGGACCCACCCUGUCCGCCAGCCCUUGGUGGCCUGACACUCCAAGAGAAGGAUAGCCUUGAUGACAGUGACCCCAUCAUCACGCCGGGGGCCUUCAAGAGGCUCCAAGCGAAGCAAGCAGACCAAGCUGAGCUUCAAAGGUUCUUGUCCAAGCACCGAUUUCAGGAUGUGAACUCGCCAAAAACGUUCCAUUGCUUCCAGCGCGGCUUUGCCCUUUGCGGUGGCACGGAAGAGCUCUACCCGAUCCAUUUGGCAGCGAAGUUGGGAAAGCCCCAGCUGGUGAAGUUGCUGCUGCGGGAGGGUGUAGACAGAACGAAAGAAACCUCCAAAGGCAGGGUUGAGGAAGCAAGGAACAUGUCAUCAUUCUUUCUCAAUCAUGUAGAAUGUAUAUACAAUACUAUAGAUGCAGCUUCAUUCAAUCCCUCGGCCCUCAUUGUUGUUCAUGACUGAAGAUGAUAUCCUGAGGUCGAAGCCCUUUGGAGGUAGCUCAGCGGGUCAAAGAGCCUCGAAGCCGCAUCCAGGUGAUCCACGUUUUACAGGGCACCGAGAUGUUCAUCAAGCAGAAGUGGUCUUGCAAGGACUUGCUCUUGAUGGAGCUGAACUCCACCAGCUCGUCAUCCCAAGUCCAUCGUUGUUAGUGAGACCAGGCUCAUUGUUCUCGUGAAGUCUUAACGUUCCAACAAAUUCCAAUUGUGGCACUGCCCUUUUUGGGGGUUGGUGAGAGACGAACAGUCUCCCCAGCUCCAUUCUUCACCCUUUGCGUCACCUGUCCAUGUGCAUAACGCAUGUCAUGUGACAUCAUGUGACCAUUUGACAGAUCGCGGAUUCCGACGCAAGCGGCUUGCGCAGCAAUGCUGUGUCCCGACUUGCCAAGUCCGGAGCAUUCACAUCGCAUCAGUUCAUCCAGUGAA